GAUAAGAAUGUCUGCUAAAAUGUAAACGUGUAAAUUGUCCYAACCUGCUACGAAAAGUAAAUUCUGUAUACGCCAUGUAAUUGUUAUCGUAUAACAUUUUGAUUAACACACUGUACCUACGCGUAGCCUGCKCCUUCCCCAAUUCAAAUCUGCUUGCGUGCGCAGCGUAUGACGCGGCUGGCCACGAGACGAGAGUUGAAUAUGGGGGGACUUUAUGUUAUGCAUGUGGUAAAGUUUCAUUCGGAGCUAUCACUGACAGUAGCUAGCUAACGUUACUACUGUAGCAACUAGCUACAGGACUCUUCUAAUUUCUACCAAAUUGUAGCCUAGCUGGUGUGGUGACUGAAUAAACUAAUUAUUGUCACACCUCAAUCAACUGAGUGAGUAACAUAUACUGCAAAAUCUAUUUGCGUGGUAUGUCAAGGGAUAUUCAUUGUUUUUUGUUGCUCAUAAUGACGACUACAGUAGUUGGCUGGCCCACUGCAAAUGCGAAAGUGGUUAGGAUUUGUUUUGAUACGAAGGAACAGUAAACCCAUCAACUACAGUUACUUAAGGAACAUUUAGGAAAUAGUAGCAGGACUUUGUUUUUUUUGUUUGAGCUAUCAAAUAUCAGCCAUGUCUGCCAGUAAUAUUUUUGAAACGUCAUAGCUAGACGAUACUCUCACAGCCAUAGUAAUAAGAAUGAUAAUAUUCAUUCUUAAUUCUAUGCUCACCACAUUGAGAUUGUCGCCCUGCAGAUUCUGGCUAGCUAGCUAGUUACAUGGAAGCCUCUGAAUAUCUCCUAUGCAAGUGGAAAGGCCACCACUGGCCAGCUAAGGUUUUGAGAAGGGUGUGCAAUUCCAAGAGGAAGAAGGAUAUGGAAGUGGAAAUGUUGGGAGAAGGUCACAGAGUGUGGGUGCAGCAGAAGGAAACGCAAGCCCUGACCCAAGAAUGCAUCGAGAGCAUCUCUGGACAUCUGAGUGAUCAUGCUUCCAAAAGAAGGGACCCAAUAAGAGAAUUGAAAUACCGGAGAGCACUGCGCUUGGCAUUGGAUAUGUUCCCCUCAGGAGAGACGAGCAGCACUCUGGUGUUAGGAGACCCCAGAACAUCCGAAAAGGGAAGAGACCAACAGUUGCCAUCGGCGCCUGAAGAGCAAGAAACGAGAGCAAGACGCGUCAUCCGAGCAAAUGAGCCUCAGUCUGAGGAAAACAACGAUUGUGCCUCUCAGAAAACAAGUCCGGGUGCAGCUCAAGAGAAUGUCACUGUUCACAGUGUGGCCGAUGUGUCAAGUGAUUUUAGCCUUACUCCACCUUCUUCAUCCCCACUGCAACCGCUCCAAGUGUCCUUCGACGAACAGAAGGACAGUAGUCUGGAGGAUGAGGAGGAUGAUGACCUACCCAGUUUCACUUCACCGAAGAAAACCCUAUCCAUCACAAAGGGAGCUUGUGUCUGGUGUAAAUAUCGACGUUGCCCCUUCUGGCCUGCUAUGGUCAUGUAUGUUUCCCGCAAAGAGAAGAAAGCCAGCGUCGUGUUCAUCGACACAUUUCUUUUCACACAGAAGAGGAAGGGUGUCAAGGUCUCCUUAAAGAAUAUCAAGCCCUUUGACUGUGAGGAGUCAAAUGAGUUGGUGGACAAAGCCAAGGAGAAAUAUGGUACUGCCAUCCACUAUUGCCUGAAGCUUAUUGGGGACUAUAGAAUUCGCCUUGGUUGUGGUUCAUUUUCCGGUUCCCUCYUUGAGUAUGUUGCUGAUGACAUCAGCAUCCCUAUGAGAAAGCUGUACCUUCUCGGCCCGUCUGACAGUUACCUGGCCUCGCCAAGUCAAGACAUGGAGGACCAGAGAAGUUACCAGGGGACUCCGGAAGACCAUGCGACCACCGAGUGCAGUGACCAGAAGCCACAGGUCUCCAAGAGACUGCUACCUGACCGUGCCAAGGCUGCACGGGACCGGGCCAACGACAAACUACUGCAGUUCAUCGUCGAUAAAAGAGGCGUGGAAAGGCACUUGCAGGCUAUUAUCAGCGGUCAGGUGGUGUCCAAGUGGCUGAAGGCCUUCCGCAAGGCCAGUGGUCAAGCAGUGGACCCCUACUUUGAGACGGACCAGCAGGUGGAGCAGGUUUUCACUUACCUCAGGAGCAUCAUGGAGGACGCCUUGCCAAGUCUGCCAGAGUUGGAUCAGAUCCGCUUCAUCCUCGAAGUGCUCUUACCAGAGGCUGUCAUUCAUGGAAUCUCGGAGGUCGAAAACAUAUCCCUGGUUCAGGCCGAAGAGAAAUACUCACAAGGGCCUGGCAUCAGUAAUAGAGAGCGAGAGGAGUUUGACCUUAUGAUUGUGCAGCAGAUGAAGAAAAGGCACUGCUGAAAAGAUAAAGAAUAAGAAGGGUUGUGUGUUCUGUUUCGGGUUUGCAUUGGCUAAUGCCACUAGUAUUUAUAUUGUUCAUAGGUUAUGUGUUUAUAGGUUACAUACUCUUUUUAUUUUUCAAUACAAUCAUUUGUAUACUGAACAAAAAUAUAAACGCAAUAUGCAACAAUUUCAAAGAUUUUACUGAGUUACAGUUCCUAUAAGCAA
This is a messenger RNA of Salvelinus sp. IW2-2015, 2542 nucleotides long. RefSeq names its product PWWP domain-containing DNA repair factor 3B. The record is from RefSeq and is a predicted model, not a curated record. NCBI's taxonomy places the organism in Eukaryota, Metazoa, Chordata, Actinopteri, Salmoniformes, Salmonidae.